Messenger RNA from Sinocyclocheilus rhinocerous, 1564 nucleotides. Its product is annotated as homeobox protein HMX1-like. The transcript is spliced from 2 exons. Bases 348 to 1214 code for a protein of 288 amino acids. Gene Ontology annotation, cellular component: nucleus. The record is from RefSeq and is a predicted model, not a curated record. Gene Ontology annotation, biological process: negative regulation of DNA-templated transcription; regulation of transcription by RNA polymerase II. Gene Ontology annotation, molecular function: DNA-binding transcription factor activity, RNA polymerase II-specific; RNA polymerase II transcription regulatory region sequence-specific DNA binding. Lineage: Eukaryota; Metazoa; Chordata; Actinopteri; Cypriniformes; Cyprinidae.
CCCAAAUAAAGCCCUCUGUGACAGGGGUUCCACCGACCCUGAGGCACGAUCAAAAGCGAAGUCGAAUUGGAGCCGGUAAUACCCUUUUACAAAUAAUCCCAUUUGCUAUUGUGCUCGUCCAAUAGCAGAAUGCCCUCCGCUUGUUAAGCAUUUUACUUGACUUGGAUUUUUCUUUACUACAGCCCCGCUUCUCUCUGGACUGGCGCCGUGGACGCAAUAAGGAUUUAAUGCUGGAGCAGUGGUUGAGCGAGGAUAUUAUUCGGCGAGGAAGGAAUAGAUGCUUUUUGCUUAGAAUUCGCGCAUCACCCGGUUAUUGCUGUAACUGAUAGCCUAUAUUUGUACGAGCAAUGCAUGACAAAAGCCAACAACAGCGUACUUCCACCACAUCCAGUGGCUCGUCGUUUUUUAUCGAGAAUUUACUUGGCUCUUGUAGGACAGAAAAGUCCGUCCGUCCUUUAAAGGAUAACGAUGGCAUGGAGCGAGAGAUGGUUCUUAAGGCCAGCACUAAAGCGCAUCGCAAAGAAAUGUGCAGUCAAGCAUCCAGCACAGGCUUCAAGACAGAGAUGUGUCGGAGCGCACAAUCACCCCUGGACUGGUAUGGACGGGAAACCUCAGAGACAGGUCCAAAAGAAGAAACUCGCCAUUCCAGUAAACAUUGCCGCAGCGACAGGGACACCCCAGUGGCCUCUGAGCUUCUUGAUGGAGCAGUGGACCGAAAAACGAGCGAGUGUGUGGGUGACGAGGGUGAGGACGCUCGACAGCUUUUCGACGAGCGUUCUGGUCACGACACUUCCGAGCCAGGCUCGGCCCGGAAGAAAAAGACCCGAACUGUGUUCAGUAGAAGCCAAGUCUUCCAGCUAGAAUCCACUUUCGACAUGAAGAGAUACCUUAGCAGUUCUGAGCGUGCUGGCUUCGCGGCCUCCCUGCACCUGACCGAGACGCAGGUGAAAAUCUGGUUCCAGAACCGCAGAAACAAAUGGAAAAGACAACUGACCGCGGAUUUAGAGGCUGUUAAUUUUAACCACAUCUCCCAACGGAUUGUACGGGUGCCCAUCUUGUACCACGAUAAAACGACACCCAUGUCGACUCUCAGUUUUAACGUGUCUCAAGUCUCGCCACCAAUCAUGGGCUUCUCAAAUUCAGUGAACUAUCCAUUAUCGCCCUUUGCUCAUUCAAUGAAUUUAAUGACUUCGCAAAUGACAGGCCUUGUCUGAUCUAUUGUCCGAUGUAUAUUGACAAUAGUGGACCAAUGACAAUUAUCAAUAAUGUUUCUGAAUGGUGCAAUAACUGAGUUAUACAUAUCCUGCUGGAAAAUGUAGUACUGAUGUCUCCUGCAUCCAAAGAAAAGAAAACACCUAUCACAAGAUCACAAGAAAAAUGACAAGUUUGUGUUAAUUGUCACUGUUACCUUUCUAUGAUAUAUAGUCUUCUGUGCAUGGGGGCCCUCACCAAUAUAAGGGCAACACUUGCUUUGUGCAAAUAUAUUUUUAUUCAGAAACACCGAUUUGUAAGUUUUGUCACUUUUUCACAUUAUACAUUUUAAUAAACGAAUCACGUUAAAGCA